AUGAUAGCGGGAUCUCAGCAGAGAACAGAACAAAGAAAUCCUUUAGUGUUUUUAGAUAUUGCAAUUGAUGGCGAACAAGCUGGACGAAUUGUGAUUGAGUUGAGAGCAGACGUUGUACCUAAAACUGCAGAAAAUUUUAGAGCAUUAUGUACAGGAGAAAAAGGGAUAGGUGUUAAUGGAAAACCAUUAUAUUAUAAGGGAGUGAGGUUUCAUAAAGCUGUAAGUCAAUUUAUGGUGCAAGGUGGAGAUAUUAUACAUGGCGAUGGAACUGGUGGUGAAAGUAUAUAUGGACCAACAUUUGAAGAUGAAAACUUCUUUUUAAAGCACGACGCGGGGGUCCUUAGUAUGGCGAACAUGGGUCGUCCGCAUACGAACGGGUCGCAGUUCUGUAUGACGACGGUGCCCUGUCCGCAGCUGGAUGGACGGAACGUUGCAUUCGGACAUGUGCGGGCGGGACUCGGAAUACUCACGGAGAUACAGGCAUCCGCCGAUGAGAACAGCCGACCUACUAUUGAGUGUGUGAUUGAAGACUGUGGUGAGAUAGAAGACCCGGAUAACUGGGACGUAUGUUGCAAAGAUGGCACCGACGACGUGCUGCCCGAGUACCCAGAAGACUAUCCUUGUGAUCGACUUUCAACAGAAGAUAUAAUAACGAGUAUUAGACGGGUGAAAGACAGCGGGAACAGUUACUUUGGUCGCGCGCGUUACAAAGCGGCCUCUCGGAAAUACCUGAAGUGCGUGCGCUACCUCGCGCGCGCGGCCGACACCUUGCGCCACAUCGAGCACUCGCGUCGGGAACAUGUUUACAAUGUAAUGGCGACGUACACACAACAAUGUUACCUAAACUUAGCCGCUUGCUACUCAAAGCUGGGCGACCACAGAGCUUGCGUGAAAUUUUGCACAGAGGUACUUGAGAUAGACCCAACGAACGAGAAAGCAUUAUACCGUCGGGGCCAAGCAAAUUUCGCACUAAAAAACUACGAAGCGGCGUUAGAGGACCUCAAGCAAGCUAACAACGUAUCUCCUAAAAACAAAGCGGUGCAGAAGCUUCUAGAAGAGGUAAUAGUAACGAAUAAGAGCUACAACGAACUUCAGAAACAGAGACUGUCAAAAUUUUUUCGUGAGCAAACGGAGAAAAGUGUCACGGUCGGACAUCACUGA
This is a messenger RNA of Parnassius mnemosyne (clouded apollo), 1161 nucleotides long. NCBI's taxonomy places the organism in Eukaryota, Metazoa, Arthropoda, Insecta, Lepidoptera, Papilionidae. The record is from the annotation of a GenBank genome assembly.